AUGCUUAGAGCACUUAGAAAACAAAUAAAACCCAUUGGAAUUCAAUCCAAUAGAUUCUUUUCCCAAUCAAUCAUUAAAUCACAAACAAUUGGUUCAGGGAUCAAGGGCCAAGAAUUCAAUUCUGCCAAAUACAUGGCCCAAAACUAUCACGUCAUUGAUCAUGAAUAUGACUGUGUGGUUGUAGGUGCCGGUGGUGCCGGUUUGCGUGCUGCCUUUGGUUUAGCUUCUGAAGGUUAUAAAACCGCUUGUAUUACCAAAUUAUUCCCAACAAGAUCCCAUACUGUUGCUGCUCAAGGUGGUAUUAAUGCUGCCUUGGGUAAUAUGCAUGCUGAUGAUUGGCAUUGGCAUUUCUAUGAUACUGUCAAGGGUUCAGAUUGGUUAGGUGAUCAAGAUGCCAUUCAUUAUAUGACCAAGGAAGCACCACAAUCAAUUUAUGAAUUGGAAAAUUAUGGUGUUCCAUUUUCAAGAAAUGAAGAAGGAAGAAUUUAUCAACGUGCUUUUGGUGGUCAAUCUAAAGAAUAUGGAAAAGGUGGUCAAGCUUAUCGUACAUGUGCUGUUGCUGAUCGUACUGGUCAUGCCUUGUUACAUUCUUUAUAUGGUCAAUCUUUGAGAUACGAUUGUCAUUUCUUUAUUGAAUUCUUUGCUAUGGAUUUAUUAAUGCAAGAUGGUGUUUGUGUUGGUACUAUUGCUUAUAAUCAAGAAGAUGGUACUUUACAUAGAUUCUUUGCCAAUAGAACUGUCAUUGCUACUGGUGGGUAUGGUCGUGCUUAUUUCUCAUGUACUUCUGCUCAUACAUGUACUGGUGAUGGGUAUGCCAUGGUUUCUCGUGCUGGAUUACCUUUGGAAGAUUUGGAAUUUGUUCAAUUCCAUCCUUCUGGUAUUUAUGGUUCUGGUUGUCUUAUUACUGAAGGUGCUAGAGGUGAAGGUGGGUUCUUGCUUAAUUCUGAAGGUGAAAGAUUUAUGGAAAGAUAUGCCCCAUCAGCUAAGGAUUUAGCUUCUAGAGAUGUUGUUUCUAGAGCAAUUACUAUGGAAAUCAAUGAAGGUAGAGGGGUUGGACCAGAAAAGGAUCAUAUGUAUUUACAAUUGAGUCAUAUUCCUGCAGCAGUAUUAAAGGAAAGAUUACCAGGUAUUUCUGAAACUGCCCAUAUUUUCGCUGGUGUUGAUGUGACAAAGGAACCAAUUCCAAUUUUACCUACUGUUCAUUAUAAUAUGGGUGGUAUUCCAACCAAUUGGAAGGGUGAAGUAUUGAAGAAGGAUGCCAAUGGAAAAGAUGAAGUUGUUCCAGGUUUAUUAGCUUGUGGUGAAGCUGCAUGUGCUUCUGUUCAUGGUGCUAAUCGUCUUGGUGCCAAUUCCUUAUUAGAUUUAGUUGUUUUCGGUCGUGCAGUUUCUCAUACCGUUAGAGAUUCAUUGGAAAAGAAUACUCCAAUUCCAACUCAUGCUAAAGAUAUUGGUUAUGAUUCAAUUGAAAACUUGGAUAAAGUACGUAAUGCAAAUGGAUCUAUCCCAACCGCCGACAUUCGUCUUGCUAUGCAAAAGACUAUGCAAAAGGGUUGUGCCGUUUUCCGUACUCAAGAUACAUUAGAUAAAUGUGUUGAAGAAAUUGCCGAAAUUGAUAAAUCUUUCAACAAUGUCAAAACAACUGAUCGCUCGAUGAUUUGGAAUUCAGAUAUGGUUGAAACUCUUGAAUUACAAAAUUUGUUAACUUGUGCAACUCAAACUGCCACUUCAGCAGCCGCAAGAAAAGAAUCUAGAGGUGCUCAUGCAAGAGAUGAUUAUCCAAAUAGAGAUGAUGAAAAUUGGAGAAAACAUACUUUAUCUUAUCAAACCAAUGUUGGUGAUAAAGUUAGAUUGGAUUAUCGUGAUGUUGUUAAAACUACAUUGGAUGAAAGUGAUUGUAAACCAGUUCCACCUGCUGUUCGUGUUUACUAA
Molecule: messenger RNA, 1929 nt
Organism: Hemisphaericaspora subhashii
Lineage: Eukaryota; Fungi; Ascomycota; Pichiomycetes; Serinales; Debaryomycetaceae
Product: SDH1
Exons: 1
Coding region: 1-1929 (642 amino acids)
Biological process (GO): tricarboxylic acid cycle; mitochondrial electron transport, succinate to ubiquinone
Molecular function (GO): flavin adenine dinucleotide binding; succinate dehydrogenase (quinone) activity; electron transfer activity
Source: RefSeq, a predicted model, not a curated record